Messenger RNA from Melanaphis sacchari, 2051 nucleotides. RefSeq names its product zinc finger protein 474-like. Bases 166 to 1446 code for a protein of 426 amino acids. The transcript has 6 exons. Lineage: Eukaryota; Metazoa; Arthropoda; Insecta; Hemiptera; Aphididae. The record is from RefSeq and is a predicted model, not a curated record.
GACUGACGUUUGAUGAUGAUGAGUGAUGACGAAUAUUUUAGUUUGAUAAUUUUAAUGUUUUUAUAAAAGUAAUUUAAAAUGAAAUAUAAAAAUAUUUAAAGAUUUAAUAUUAAAUUUUUUAAAUUGCAUUUAAUAAAUACUGUUGUGUUAAAUGUUUUAAAAAAUAUGAACAGUUCUAUGGAUACUACCGCUACUACUACUUCUACUACUGCUACAACUCUUAAGUCAAAAAGAUUUCCGACUAUGUUCAAAAAAAUAAUGCUUUCAAGAUUAAAGACCAUUUCAAAGGAUGCAACUUCGGCUGUAAAAUCGUCUGUCCAGAAAAAGACAUCGACCAAAAAAAAGUCAAAAACGGCAAUGCCAGCUGAACAGGAAGUUGUAGGUAUGUCAAGGCGACCAGACACAGCCACGUUGGGCAAACCACUGUUCGACAAGCAGCAAGCAGAGAACGGAGCGGAAGUACGGCCAUCAACUACAAAACGUCCGGUUUGUAAACAAUUUAACAGUAGAACAUACCGGGUGAAAACAAAGGAUCGAAAAAGCGUACUAAGUUUGCCAGAAGUAUCUAAACAGACAUCGAAAAAUCGUAAAAGUCAUUUACCGAUUAAAGUGAAACCAAUUGCUCCCACUCCACCAAUUCGGCAACGUAUCCAAAAGUUGCCUCCAUCAAACAAUCAAGAAAAUGUCAAAGAAAAUAUAAAUAGCAAUAAAAAAGAAGAAAAACCCGAAGAAUAUAUACCAGAAAAGUGGGUUCCGACAGCUAUUGGAUCAGCGAGAAAGAAAAGACUUGUUAUGUGCUAUCUGUGCGGUAAAGAAUUCGGUACUGCUUCGUUGCCAUUUCACGAACCUCAGUGUCUCAAGAAAUGGACACAAGAAAAUUCUCGAUUACCCGAACAUUUACAAAGAACCAUGCCAAAGAAACCGGAAAAUCAAACUAUUUCUGUUGAUGAUUGGAAUCAGUUAGCAUGGGAAGCUACUCAGUCAAAUUUGGUGCCAUGCGAUUUUUGCCAACGGAAGUUUCUACCAAACAGACUCGAAGCCCACGCAAGAGUUUGUAUUGAAUCCAAAAAAAAAACAGUGCCGGUGCCGAAAUUACCUGUUAAAGCAGCCGUAAUCAUGGACAGACCAAAAAAGAAACCGGCGCCGUGUUACGUGUGCGGUCGCCUGUUCGGGACCGCGUCCAUAGGGAUUCACGAACCACAAUGUCUGAUCAAAUGGACCCGAGAAAACGAUAGCUUAGCACCGCAUCUCCGACGACCUGUGCCCACUAAACCGGAGGUGAUCAUCGACGAAGUGACGGGCAAAGUGGACCAGCAGGCUACCAGAGAAGAACACUGGAAAUCGUACUUGUCACAGCUUGUGCCGUGCGACCGGUGCAAACGGACAUUCGACCCCGACCGGUUGGAGGUGCAUCAGAGAAGUUGUAAAGGAGUGACGAAUAAGUGAAAAUAAUAUUAUUAUUUAAGCUUAAAGCGUCGAUGCGAACAUAAAUGAUAUUCAUGACAUUUACGUCGUAGUCCUUGUCAAAAACCUGUUUUAUUUAAAAUAUUAAUAUUUAAUAGGUAACUACUUCAAUUUAAAAGUAAAAUAUAAUUAAUCCACCCAUUAUAAAAAUCAGAUAAUCGCCUCAAAGAUUGAUGAUAUAGGCGAUAUGGCAACUUUAUAGUGAUCAUUUUGUUUUUCAUACCAUAAAGAUCGCUUUUAAUUAUAUAUUUAUUAUAAUAUAGUAUAUCUAUUCACUCAAUGAUUUAUCCAUUAAUUGUAGUUAACCUUAUCUAUAGUUUAUAGAUACUUAACACAAACAAAUAAUGGAAGAAUUCAAAAAUUAUUAAAUUGUAUCUAUAAGACUAUAACAUCGAAAAAAUAAGCUGUUUAAAACUUUGUACGAGCUAAAUGUUACAUAAUGUGUAAUGUGCAUAGUAUUAGCUUUUUUUUUAGAUAAUUUGUGAUUUGAAUAUGUAAUAUGUAUGUACAGUUAAAUGGACAACUUAUAUUGAUACCCGAGUAUUUUACUAUAAAUAUUAGUAACUUUUAUUUUUUAAAUUUAAUAU